AUGCUUGUGUACAUAGCAGUGUGGAAAGAACCGAAAUUUGUAGCGACUGUCAUGAUGUUCACUCAUUAUGUACCACAGAUUCAUUUGAUAAUUUUAAUUUUAUGGGAGGGGGUGAGAGAUGUUGAUGCAAAAAAGUUUUCGCGAUGGAGGAGAAUGACGGGUGUAUUUUGUCAGAUUAGCUUAAUAAUCCCGGACAAGUUUACAUCUCCUGUAUCAAUAACAGUCGUGUCUGUUUAAUAUUACCUUGAUUUUCAAUCCUGCUAUUUGUUUUUAGGUGAAAUAUUGCGAGGAAUUUGGAAUCCAAGCUGGUGCAGCCUCCAGACUCUUUGUGUAUUAUGGAAUCGCUUCAUACGCGGGGAGACUGGUGUCAGGUCGACUGUGUGCCUUCGAAAAGGUAAACACAUUCUAUGUCUACCAAUUUCUACCAGAAAAUAUACUCGCAUUGAAAUACAACUAUAUUUUGAAGUGAAACGUUACCAAGCCCAAAUGAAAAUUUUUGGUUUCCCCUUUUUUUUAAGGGGAGGGGGGCUCGUUUGGGGAAGGAGGGGGAGGCUAAUGAGAACUAUUAAGGCUAAGAGGGGGGUUUUAAUCAAUGGGGCACGGGGCAUGAAUGGCACCAACGAUAUCUCUGAUACUAUUCUCGUUACUGAAAUUAAAUAAGCUUUCUUUUGUUAAAAAGCCCAAAAUGGACUAAAUGAGACUGGAUGCCUGUGUAUGCUGAUUCUUAGGUGCGAUAUUGUGAAGAUAUUGGAAUCACUCAAGACGCGGCCUCCCGACUAUUUGUUUAUUAUAGACUGUCAUUGUGCGCUGGGAGACUGGUAUCUAGUCGUCUUUGUGACUUCAAGAUGAUCCACACAUUCUUUGUGUAUCAGAUUGCCGAGAUUGGAAUGUCAAUUCCAGCGACAUGA
Pocillopora meandrina is the source of this 908-nucleotide messenger RNA. The record is from the annotation of a GenBank genome assembly. Lineage: Eukaryota; Metazoa; Cnidaria; Anthozoa; Scleractinia; Pocilloporidae.